Sycon ciliatum is the source of this 1669-nucleotide messenger RNA. Its product is annotated as diphosphomevalonate decarboxylase-like. Lineage: Eukaryota; Metazoa; Porifera; Calcarea; Leucosolenida; Sycettidae. Gene Ontology annotation, biological process: isopentenyl diphosphate biosynthetic process, mevalonate pathway; isoprenoid biosynthetic process. The record is from RefSeq and is a predicted model, not a curated record. Gene Ontology annotation, cellular component: cytosol. Bases 164 to 1309 code for a protein of 381 amino acids. Gene Ontology annotation, molecular function: ATP binding; diphosphomevalonate decarboxylase activity. The transcript is spliced from 14 exons.
UGUCUUCAUUUCGAAGCACAGCAAAGACAACAACAUACAUGUAGCAGUUGUUGAAAAUACACAUCGUAUUCAAGUUUGUAGUACGAGUGUAGUCGUCGUCCUCUUCUUGCCAUUGUAGUCCAAUUAUUAGUCAUUCCUCUGCUGGUCUUCAAGCAAAUCGACCAUGUCUGAUUCUAAAAGUGUGACUUGCACUGCCCCUGUCAAUAUUGCUGUCGUGAAAUAUUGGGGAAAGCGAGAUGAGAAGCUCAUCCUUCCUUUAAAUGCUUCUCUCGGAUUGACGAUGGAUAUGAAUGACCUCUGUGCAACAACCACAGUGCAAGCAAGCCCUAGCUUCACCGAGGAUUGUCUUUGGUUGAACGACUGCAAGGAGCCAAUCUCAAAGCGAUUCAAGGCCUGCCUGGAAAAGGCUAAGAGUGUUGCCAGAAAGCAUCUGACUGGUGAUGAAGCCAAAGCCGCCAUCUUGGAUUGGCAUGUGCACGUGUGCUCACGCAACAACUUUCCGACUGCUGCGGGUCUGGCAUCGUCCGCAGCCGGUUAUGCAUGUUUAGGCUACAGUUUUGCCCAGUUAUACGGUGUUCAGGAUGAAGUAUCCGUUAUUGCUAGACUGGGUUCGGGUAGUGCAUGUCGCAGCACUGCGGGAGGAUUUGUGCUCUGGACGAUGGGAGAGCGCGAAGAUGGCGAUGACAGUGUGGCUGUUGAAGUCUCCCCAGCGAGUGCCUGGCCUGACCUGGAAGUUCUUAUCCUGGUGGUGAAUGAUCGCCGCAAGGACACCAGCAGCACGGCGGGCAUGCAGACCAGUGUUCAGACAAGUCAACUGCUCAAGCAUCGCGCUGCUGUCCUAGUUCCCGAUCUGCUGCGGGGAAUGGAGGAAGCGAUCCACAACAAGGACUUUGCCACGUUUGCAGACUUGACCAUGAAGGACAGCAAUCAGUUCCAUGCCGUGUGUCUCGACACCUAUCCACCAAUCUUCUACUUGAACGAUACAUCACGACGAAUCAUUCAGAUGGUCACCAAGGUCAACGCUGCAUGCGGUGAAGCCAAGGUUGCGUAUACGUUUGAUGCUGGUCCCAAUGCAGUGCUCUUCGUGCGAUCUAAAGAUGUCGAACAAAUAGCAGCUCUGUGCGACUACCUGUUUGUUAGUGGCAAGCAGUCUGACAACUUGGACCAGGCCCUGGUGGACCAAUUAUCUUUAACCGCGGAAGCAAAUAGUGUCAGAAACAUCAUCCGCACAAAGGCUGGACCAGGACCACGUCGGUUGCCAGAUGAGAAGGGACUAUUAGACAGCAAUGGGUUACCACUGCCAGUAUGAUUGUGAAGCAACGCUGAUCGUUGAUGAUCCCUAGACUUAGUAACGUUAGACUAGUCAUGUUCUAUUGUUCCAGAGAAUGAUCUCACCUUGUACGUGCUUGUCGGAUGAUCUCACAGCACCUGGUGACAUCAUAGCCUCAUUUUAUACUUGGAGAAUUAUUUUAUUUAUUUUUUACCUCAUAGGCACACGUACACCAUUAUUAGGAUUAGAAUUAGGAGGCAUUUUGACGUGCUGUAGUAUUCAAGUUUGCGAUUCUCACCACUCUGCAGACUGCAGUGACAGUGCAAUGAUUCACAUUCAUCCGAUGAUGGUCCGUGCCAGCUGCUGUGCUGACCAAUGAGCAUUUCUCAUCACCAUGGA